Messenger RNA from Dermacentor silvarum, 1295 nucleotides. RefSeq lists its product as uncharacterized. The transcript is spliced from 8 exons. The record is from RefSeq and is a predicted model, not a curated record. Bases 169 to 1158 code for a protein of 329 amino acids. NCBI's taxonomy places the organism in Eukaryota, Metazoa, Arthropoda, Arachnida, Ixodida, Ixodidae.
UGGGAAUUCUCGGCCUGAAGAUCAUUGUCCACAGUAUGCGACGGGGCGAUAAAUGUCACGUGACGAUCGUGCCCACUUAUAGAUUUGGAGCCAGGGCUGCCACUCUCGACACUAAAAACACCACACUCUUUUACGAGAUGGCCUUAGUGGACGUCAUCGAGACGGAGGAUGACGGCGGCAUGGACUGCUUGGACAUCGACUCCCGAAUGCUGCCUUUCGACACUCUCUUUGGGCCUGGAAGAACUAGGAAUUCUCGGCCUGAAGAUCAUUGUCCACAGUAUGCGACGGGGCGAUGAAUGUCACGUCACGAUCGCGCCUUGGACAUCGACUGCCGAAUGCUGCCUUUCAACACUCUCUAUGGGCCUGGAAGAACUAGGAAUUCUCGGCCUGAAGAUCAUUGUCCACAGUAUGCGACGGGGCGAUGAAUGUCACAUCACGAUCGCGCCUUGGACAUCGACUGCCGAAUGCUGCCUUUCAACACUCUCUAUGGGCCUGGAAGAACUAGGAAUUCUCGGCCUGAAGAUCAUUGUCCACAGUAUGCGACGGGGCGAAGAAUGUCACGUGACGAUCGCGCCUUGGACAUCGACUCCCGAAUGCUGCCUUUCGACACUUUCUAUGGGCCUGGAAGAACUAGGAAUUCACGGCCUGAAGAUCAUUGUCCACAGUAUGCGACGGGGCGAAGAAUGUCACGUGACGAUCGCGCCUUGGACAUCGACUCCCAAAUGCUGCCUUUCGACACUUUGUAUGGGCCUGGAAGAACUAGGAAUUCUCGGCCUGAAGAUCAUUGUCCACAGUAUGCGACGGGGCGAAGAAUGUCACGUGACGAUCGCGCCUUGGACAUCGACUCCCGAAUGCUGCCUUUCGACACUUUCUAUGGGCCUGGAAGAACUAGGAAUUCUCGGCCUGAAGAUCAUUGUCCACAGUAUGCGACGGGGCGAAGAAUGUCACGUGACAAUCGCGCCCACUUAUAGAUUUGGAGCCAGGGCUGCCACUCUCGACACUAAAAACAACACACUCUUACGAGAUGGCCUUAUAGUGGACGUCAUCGAGAGGGAGGAUUACGGCGGCAUGGACGGCUUGGACAUCGACUCCCGAAUGCUGCCUUUCGACACUCUCAUUGGGGAGUGUUUCCUCUGCAACGCAGCCUGGAAGAACUAGGAAUUCUCGGCCUGAAGAUCAUUGUCCACAGUAUAUGACGGGGCGAUGAAUGUCACGUGACGAUCGCGCCCACUUAUUGAUUUGGAGCCAGGGCUGCCACUCUCCACACUAAAAGCAACACACUCUUUGACGAGAUG